AUGAGUGAUAAGUUAAUUUUGAAUAAACUGGGGUUGUCCGUUGAGAUUAUACUAAGUUAUUUGAAGAAUAGAAUUGGCGAGUAUAGAGUCGAUGAGUUUAGUAAGGAAACAAAGUUAGUGACCGUCAAAUUGGUAUUGAAUAAGCAGAUAGAAGUUAAACAAUUAAAAAUAGUUGUUGUAGAGAUAGAAGUCGAUAAGGAAUGUAUGGUAUCAGUUGUGACUAAUAGCGAAUCAUUAGCGCAAAGUAUUUUCAAUUACCAUGACGAUCUAAGUAUCUCGAGUGAGCUACAGUUUCCUUUGAACCAUUUGGAAAACGGUGACUAUGAAUCCCAGUAUACUAUAAUAGAUGCUAAGUUGAAAUUACCAUUAAAAUUAGGGUAUGUUGAUGUCCAGGACGAAAAGCGUAAUGCUUCUGGUGAGAGUCGUGAAUUGAAAGAGGCAGGUAAUCAGUCUUCGUUAUACCCUUCAACUGACCUUGAUAUAGCUGAUAACCCAACCUCGAGGAAAGGGGAUUGGAAUCCAAAACGUCCUGAUGAUAUGCCCGGUUUUGAAGAUGAGUAUGAGAUUAAAGAUAAUACAAGGACUCCGUUCAACGACAAUAGAUUUCCAGGACUAAAUAUACAUCCACCUAAUGCUCAAGGAUAUGGUGACAAAGACCUGUAUCCCGGUGGACAGAAGUUCCCUGAUUUUAAUAACCCUGUUGGGGGCAUACUUGAAGAUCCAACUUAUUUACGGGGACAAGGUGGUAUGGCCUUCGAUCCUAAGAUCAGACCAGGUGAUUCAAGAAACAGGGGACCAGGUUAUAUCUCCGGCUCGAAGUAUGAUGAUCCAUUAGGCAAUCAUUCUGAUGCAACUGAUGGUUUUAAUAAUGAUAAUUCAGGUGGCCCUGGUUUUGGGGGUCCCGGUUUCGGAGGUCCUGGUUUUGGAGCUUCUGGUUUUGGAGGUGGAUUUAUGUAA
This is a messenger RNA of Tetrapisispora phaffii CBS 4417, 957 nucleotides long. RefSeq names its product Fub1p (gene FUB1). The record is from RefSeq and is a predicted model, not a curated record. Lineage: Eukaryota; Fungi; Ascomycota; Saccharomycetes; Saccharomycetales; Saccharomycetaceae. Bases 1 to 957 code for a protein of 318 amino acids. The transcript has a single exon.